AUGGACUCCCCCAAUGGCCUGAGAAAUGGCAAGUCCAUCUCCCCCGACGCGAUGGCAAUUUCCACGCCCUCCGCGAAUGACAACGCCAAUUCCGCCCCAGAUGCGAUGAAUGUCAAACCUGAGCCGUCUGGCGACAUGAAGGUUCCUGCUUCGACUUCUGCCUCUGCCUCUCCUGUUGCCUUCACCUCCGCAACCUCCGAUCAAUCAAAUUCAGAAGCACACUCAAACAUGAAGGCCAGCCCCUCCGACGAGGAGACGGUCGGCGGCGACAUCCUCCUCAAACAGGAGCCCGGCCAGCCUCCCAAGCUGUCGCGUAGCUCCUCGCAAAAGGUCGUGUCGCACCCACCGCAGCUCUUCGAUCACCUACCCGACAGCACUCAAGAUGCCCUCGCAACUUUCGAGCAGAUCCAGGCUUGCUGGUACGCCAAUAAAUACAUGGGCUACACGGAACACGCAAUGGAGUGUGACUGCUCUGAGGAGUGGGAUGCGAAACUCGGCCAGAAUCAAGCCUGUGGCGACGACUCCGACUGCAUCAACCGAGCAACCAAAAUCGAAUGCGUGGGCGACUGCGGCUGUGGCUCCGACUGCCGCAAUCAACGAUUCCAGAAAAAACAAUAUGCGCCGGUCUCGGUCAUCAAGACAGAAAAGAAGGGCUUCGGGUUACGCGCCGAGACAAAACUCGAACCGCACCAGUUGAUCUUCGAGUAUGUCGGCGAAGUCGUGGGCGAGGCCCAAUUCCGGCGCCGCAUGAGACAAUAUGAUGAAGAGGGCAUCAAACAUUUCUACUUCAUGUCCCUCAAUAAGGGCGAAUUCGUGGACGCAACGAAACGUGGCAACCUUGGUCGGUUCUGCAACCACUCUUGUAACCCCAACUGCUAUGUCGACAAGUGGGUGGUGGGCGAGAAACUGCGGAUGGGAAUUUUCGCCGAACGAGCUGUGGAAGCAGGUGAAGAGUUGGUCUUCAACUACAACGUCGAUCGAUAUGGUGCCGAUCCCCAGCCUUGCUACUGUGCCGAGCCGAACUGUACCGGGUUUAUCGGUGGCCGUACCCAGACCGAACAAGCCACCAAGCUCUCGAAUGCGACAAUCGAGGCCCUUGGUAUCGAUGAGGAGGACGCUUGGGAUACCGUGGUUGCCCGGAGGCCCAAGAAGAAGAAGACCGAAGAAAACGACGAGGAGUAUGUGGACAGCGUGCAACCCAAGUCCCUUCAGGAGGAUGGCGUCACCAAGGUCAUGGCGGCUCUUAUGCAGUGCCAGGAGAAAUGGAUUGCCGUCAAACUUUUGGGCCGCAUCCAGCGUUGCGAGGACGAGAGGGUGUCCAACAGGGUGGUCAAGAUGCACGGUUACCAGAUUCUGAACUCCCAACUUGCGCAAUGGAAAGAGGAUCACAAUGUCGUGCUGCAGAUCCUGGACAUCCUGGACAAGUUCCCACGAAUGACUCGCAACAAAAUCAUCGACUCCAAGAUCGAAACGAAUAUACAGCCUCUCACCACUUGCGGCGACGAACGUGUCGAGCAGAAAGCUAUCGUUUUGUUGGCCGAUUGGGCGGACUUGAAGGUGGGUUACCGCAUUCCGCGUAUGAAGCGGGACGAGCAAGCCAAGAAAGCAGUUAAUCAAUUCGAGCGCCGGGAAUCCGGUCGCGAGCAGCGUCAACGCUCUGUCACACGAUCACCCUCACCCACAUACGAGGCCCGACAACGCCCGACUCAACCACGGCGAGAGAGAAUUCAGCAUCAACAGAACCAGCGGCCUCGACCGAAUCGUCGUCGCCAGCUCCCGGACCGUCAGCUCCCAGAGGGAUGGUUCCAGGCAGAGGACGAGUCAGGUCGCUUCUACUACUAUACAGCCGAUGGCAAACCUACAUGGCAGAAGCCGACGGCUCCUGCGACUCCUGCUGCACCAACAGUACAGAAGAAGAACUUGGCUUUGCAAAGCAUUAUCGACGGCAUUGUCAAUUCGCAAGAAAAGACGCCAACCUCGGAGCACAAGAUUGAUACCCCCGACACCCCGCAACCGGCAUCUGACCAUCAAGAGAAGAAGCGAGAGGAUAAAGGAUGGAGGAAGCUUCCUAUAGAGAAGCAGAAAAAGCUUUACGAGAACACUCUAUUCCCCCACAUCAAGCCAUUCGUCGAUAAAUACAAAAAUAAGAUCCCAAAGGACGAUCUCAAACGCUUUGCGAAAGAGACGGCCACCAAACUCGUGAAUAGCGACUAUAAAGCCAACCGCGUAACCGACCCCACAAAAAUCAGCGACAAACACCAACAAAAAGUCAAAAGCUUCUGCAAAGACUACUUCGACAAAGCCUACAAAAAACACAAAGAGCGCAUGGAACGACGGUCCAAAUCCGCCGCCAACACAACAACAAAACUCACCAUCCAACCCACAGAAGCAGAAGCAAAUUCCACACCCGCAGACGCAGACGAGGACGUCACAAAGCUCUCCGACGACGAAGCAGGUGGUGAUGGUGAUGGUACUACAUUGACCUCACCAAUGGACGACGACGCCUCGGUCUCAGCCUCGCUGAAGCGCAAACGUCCCGAGGAAAUUGAUGCCGAGAAUUUGCUUAAUGGUUCCGCAGCAGAGGCUGGCUCAGCUUCUCCUUCCAAACGACAGAAAUCUACACCUCCGCCGCCACCUCCGCCCCCCGAUGCCGACGCCGAUGCUGACGCCGAUGUCGAUGCUGAUGCCGAUAUUGGCGAUGAGACGCCGAAAAUUGAUGACGAGGAUGAUGAAUCCGCUCCACCUCCACCUCCGCCCCCACCGCCUAAGGACGAGCAUUCAAAUUCUCCUGAUGAAUAUCCCGUUGAGAUGGAGGGUGUUCAGCAACAGCAGCAACAAAAUGGUGUUCAGGUGCAGGGG
This is a messenger RNA of Penicillium waksmanii, 2859 nucleotides long. RefSeq names its product SET and WW domain protein (gene set2). The record is from RefSeq and is a predicted model, not a curated record. Gene Ontology annotation, molecular function: histone H3K36 methyltransferase activity; protein binding. The annotation marks the transcript as partial. Gene Ontology annotation, cellular component: chromosome; nucleus; chromatin. The transcript is spliced from 4 exons. NCBI's taxonomy places the organism in Eukaryota, Fungi, Ascomycota, Eurotiomycetes, Eurotiales, Aspergillaceae. Gene Ontology annotation, biological process: regulation of DNA-templated transcription.